GUUCACCACCUCCUUGGUUGGUUGCAAGUUGCAAUCGUCACCGCCACCACAAUCUCCCGAACUUUAUUGGGGGGGGGUUUUCCUAGGGCUUUUCAACCUUCGCGUCUUCCUCAUUCUCCAGUUCAGUUUCCAGAUGGCGAGAUACUCAGCUGGUACGGUUGACUGUCCUGGCUCACCCAAAUCUGUGCGAAUCGUUGUGGUUGGUGACAAGGGCACUGGCAAAUCCAGCUUGAUUGUCGCUGCAGCCUCCGAUUCUUUCCCUCCCAAUGUCCCUCCUGUUCUCCCUGAUACCAAUCUUCCUUUGGAGUUCUUCCCUGAUGGCGUUCCCGUCACCAUCGUCGACACUUCCUCCAGGCCGGAAGAUAGGGAGAUGGUUGCCGAGGAACUGAGGAAUGCAGAUGCGGUGGUUUUGACAUAUGACUGUGGUCGUCCUGAGACUCUCGAAGGUUUGACUACGUAUUGGCUCCCAGAGCUUCGGCGAUUAGAGGUAAAAGUUCCUAUAAUAGUAGCAGGGUGUAAGCUCGACUUGAGAGACGACAAUAGCCAAGUCAGCCUCGAACAAGUGAUGUCACCUAUAAUGCAUCAGUUUCGGGAGAUUGAGACUUGUAUCGAGUGUUCUGCCCUGAAACAACUCCAGGCACAAGAAGUUUUCUAUUAUGCACAAAAAACAGUCCUUCACCCAACAGGACCUCUGUUCGAUCAAGAGUCCCAGUCACUGAAACCCCGGUGUGUAAGGGCUUUGAAGCGUAUCUUUAUACUCUGUGACCAUGACAGAGAUGGUGCUCUUAGCGAGGCUGAGUUAAAUGAUUUUCAGGUCAAGUGUUUCCAUGCACCAUUGCAACCUUCUGAAAUUGACGGUGUUAAGAGGGUUGUGCAAGAAAAGUUGCCAGAAGGUGUGAAUGAAAGAGGACUGACAGUGACCGGCUUCCUGUUUCUACAUGCACUUUUUAUUGAGAAAGGGAGGCUCGAGACAACAUGGACUGUACUUCGGAAGUUUGGGUAUAACAAUGAUAUAAGACUCGCUGAUGAAUUGCUUCCACCUUCAUUAUUCAAGCGAGCACCUGAUCAGAGUGUCGAGUUGACGGAUGUAGCAGUCGACUUCCUGAAAGGAAUGUAUGUGUUGUUUGAUGACGAUGGGGAUAAUAAUCUGAGACCUCAAGAGAUCGAGGAUCUUUUUUCAACUGCACCUGAAAGUCCUUGGACGGAAGCUCCUUAUGUGGACGCGGCAGAGAAAACUGCCCUUGGAGGACUAUCAUUUGAUGCUUUCCUGUCACUGUGGUCACUGAUGACACUAUUAGAACCGGCUCGGAGUGUGGAACACUUGAUUUACAUUGGAUUCCCGGGUGAUCCAUCUUCUGCAAUUCGUCUUACUAGGAGAAGACGUUUAGAUCGCAAAAAGAAACAGUGUGAAAGAAAAGUUUUCCAGUGCUUUGUUUUCGGACCCAAUAACGCUGGAAAAUCUGCAUUACUGAAUUGCUUUCUUGGAAGGUCAUAUGCUGAUAAUCCGGGAUCAACCACGGAUGAGCGCUAUGCAGUAAAUAUGGUCGAUGAAUCUGGGAGUGCAAAGAAAACGCUUGUGAUGAGGGAAAUUCCAGAAGGUGGGGCUCAAGGGCUAUUUUCAUCCAAGGAGUCGUUGGCUGCAUGUGACAUAGCUGUCUUCGUGUAUGACAGUUCCGAUGAGUCGUCAUGGAAGAGAGCGACUGAGUUGCUUGUUGAAGUUGCAACUCACGGGGAGGCCACUGGAUAUGAGGUCCCUUGCCUCGUGGUUUCAGCGAAAGACGAUCUUGAUUCAUUCCCGAUUUCCAUACAAGAAUCCACCAGGGUGACGCAAGAUAUGGGAAUAGAGCCUCCGGUACCCAUCAGCUCCAAAUUGGGGGAUUUCAACAACUUAUUCCGUAAAAUCUUAACAGCAGCGCAACAUCCUCAUCUGAGUAUUCCAGAGACCGAAGCAGGAAAAAGCCGCAAACAUUACAACAGGCUAAUCAACCGCUCUCUUAUGGCUGUCUCAAUUGGAGCUGCUGCUGUGGUCGUUGGGCUGGCUGCAUACCGUGUGUAUGCAGCAAGAAAGAGCACUUCUGCCUGAGAAGAUUGAGAAUGAAGAACCUAAUGGUCUCAAGGUGCGAACAAUCUUGUUCCGGGUUUGUUUAUCAUUCCCAGGUUUCUUACCAGAGUAUUGUUGCUUUGAAGUGAUGGUUGAAGAUCUGUAGGAACACAAACAUUUUAGGGACAGAAAAAGAGAACAUGGUCAAAUAUACUUUGUGUCGAGUUUCUUCAAUAACAAAACGAACUUUUUGUCACC
Messenger RNA from Brassica oleracea var. oleracea, 2299 nucleotides. RefSeq names its product mitochondrial Rho GTPase 1. The record is from RefSeq and is a predicted model, not a curated record. Gene Ontology annotation, biological process: mitochondrion organization; small GTPase-mediated signal transduction; regulation of mitochondrion organization. Gene Ontology annotation, cellular component: mitochondrial outer membrane. Gene Ontology annotation, molecular function: GTP binding; calcium ion binding; GTPase activity. Bases 134 to 2083 code for a protein of 649 amino acids. The transcript has 15 exons. NCBI's taxonomy places the organism in Eukaryota, Viridiplantae, Streptophyta, Magnoliopsida, Brassicales, Brassicaceae.